AUGUCAUCUGAUUCUAUGAGUGUUCAUUCACUUAUUGAUAAGUUUUCUAAUUCGGAAAGGGUUUCCAAUGAACAGAGAGGUGUGGGAACAAGGAAAAGAGGGUCCGAAGUACACCAGAAAUCGCAACAGCAACAAACACAACAAGACGAAGUAAACCAAGAGCAUGUCAAAGAAGCUAAUACAAAUAGUAUAGAUGAAACAGGGCUUUUGUCGUUAUUAGGACCUAACGUGAAAUCAUUUCCUUUGUCUGAAGAAGCAUAUAUUGAAUCUAUUAAACUCCGGACGGAGCAGGAGAAAACAAAACAAAGCUACUAUAAAUUGGAAACUGCAAAUAAGAACUUGCUUAUGCUAAAUACUGCUUUAAAGGCUAACAUACCUCCUAAUUUAAUCCCGCUAAUGUAUGUGCCUAAUGAGGACGUUAAUGCAAAGCCUAAUAUAGAUCCUGGAUUUAAGUCUGGUGUUAAACUGGAAUCGUCGUCAGCAGUAUCCAGUCCCUUCCAACAAGGUAACAGGGCGGGUGUCAGGAACUUAUACCAACAGGACACUUCUAGUUCCAGUCUAGUACCACCCAUUAAUUAUAAAUUUGGGGGUAGCAAUACGCCUAAUGCCACAAGAAGGCCACUAUCCCCUGCGAAGAUUGGAGCUGCAGCAGUUGCAAAUUUAGCUACUCCUACAAAUCCUUAUAAAAAUAAUAGAAGAAAUAUUUUACCACUGCAUCAAAGGCAUUUUUCCAUGCCGGCCCCAACUUCUUCGGUCACUCCUAAUAGAAAUAGGGCGACCCCCGGUGAUUUAAAUGCAAUUGAUACCACUUUACAGCCCCAGAAUAAACUCAAACCUCCGUCAAAUAUUUCCACAUUAAAUGCUUCAGGAAACACUUCAGAUUCGGGUACACUACAAUCUCCAUUGGGCGCAACAUCAUCAAUCCAGGUCAAGCCAUCGCCAGCUCAACCAUUGCAUAAACUGACAAGACUGGCUAAUCCACCGUCACAAGAGUCUAUGACAUCAUUUCAACACAUAAUCCAAUUUCACCAUUGGAAACCAGAUGGUCCAAGUGUGGGCUCUUCAACUGGUGGAAGUCCAAUGAGAAUGCAUAAGAGACAUAAGUCAUCAUCUGAGAAUAUGUCAAUAGAUUUAACUCCUAAUUCAUUUUCGAAUAUCAAUGAAAAUGCUCCAGUAAUACGUGUGAAUAACUCACAUGAUAUAGAUAUAAAUUCAAAUGAUGAUCAGGAUGUAGAUGACGACGAGGAUGAUGACGACAAUGACAAUGACGUUGAUGAUGAUGAUGACAUUACAAUGGAGACAAGUACCAUUACGGACAUAAAUGUUUCAAAAAUUCCACGAACUGAAUCUUUUGAUGACUCAAAUAACGAUACUCUGCUGAAUAUUGGAAGAUACCCUCAUGAUAUUUUAUCGCCAUCAAAUUCUUAA
Molecule: messenger RNA, 1428 nt
Organism: Debaryomyces hansenii CBS767
Lineage: Eukaryota; Fungi; Ascomycota; Pichiomycetes; Serinales; Debaryomycetaceae
Exons: 1
Coding region: 1-1428 (475 amino acids)
Source: RefSeq, a predicted model, not a curated record